Messenger RNA from Acanthosepion pharaonis, 1224 nucleotides. The record is from the annotation of a GenBank genome assembly. Lineage: Eukaryota; Metazoa; Mollusca; Cephalopoda; Sepiida; Sepiidae.
AUGCACAACCCCAUACCCACAAACUUGCUUCAUCUCCUUAUUCCUAGAACUCAUUCUAUAAAGACAGACGAGUCAAGAAACCUUUCUCACAUAUUGGGACUUGAUGCAUCUAUGGCAAAAGUUCUGCCCCUCAGCAAAAAUAAUCGUUUUUGUCUCUCACCAUACAAAAUAAAAGCAAACAUUGCAAAAAGAGAGACAGAACAACAAAGAGAGAGAGAGGAUUUUCCAAAAAUCACAGCUACACUGACUUUUCUCGUUGAAUUCUCAUCUUUUUCAUGUCUCUCUACCUCAAUUUGUUCAUGCCUGCCUGUAUAUCUAUUCAUAACUCUCUGCCUGCCUCACUUUCAAUUCAUGCCUCUCUGUCUGCCUCACUCUCUUUCAUGCCUCUCUGUCUGUCACAUGCUCAGUUCAUGUCUCACUGUCUGCCUCACUCUCUUUUCAUGCUUCUCUGCCUGCCUCACUCUCAAUUCAUGCCUCUCUGCCUGCCUCACUCUCAAUUCAUGCCUCUCUGCCUGCCUCACUCUCAAUUCAUGCCUCUCUGCCUGCCUCACUCUCAAUUCAUGCCUCUCUGUCUGCCUCACUCUCUUUUCAUGCCUCUCUGCCUGCCUCACUCUCAAUUCAUGCCUCUCUGCCUGCCUCACCUCUUUUCAUGCCUCUGCCUGCCCCACCUCAAUUCAUGCCUCUGUCUGCCUCACUCCUCUUUCAUGCCUCUGUCCUGCCUCACUCUCUUUCAUGCCUCUCUGCCUGCCUCACUCUCAAUUCAUGCCUCUCUGUCUGCCUCACUCUCUUUUCAUGCCUCUCUGCCUGCCUCACUCUCAAUUCAUGCCUCUCUGUCUGCCUCACUCUCUUUUCAUGCCUCUCUGCCUGCCUCACUCUCUAUUCAUGCCUCUCUGUCUGCCUCACUCUCUUUUUAUGCCUCUCUGUCUGCCUAUCCCACUCUCUGUUAAUAUCUUAACCUCUCUUUCCCUAUCUCUGUUCAUAUACACAGUCUAUUCAUAUAUAUCAUACCCUAUAUUUCUCUCUCUCUCUCUCUCUCUCACUCUCUCUCUCUCUCUCUCUCUCUCUGUUGGAUGUCUAUAUUUAACCACAAGAUGCUUGAGUUCAUAUCUAUCUAUCUAUCUAUCUAUCUAUCUAUCUAUCUAUCUAUCUAUCUCAGCCUGUUCAUAUCUAUCUAUCUAUCUAUCCCAUUGUAAUUACUUACCUAUUUAUCUAUUCAUCUCUUAA